UUGUAGUAGUAGUAGUAGUAAUUGUGUAUAAGCAUAGUAGUAUAAGUCCCAUUGCAAUAUUAGAAUGUAAGAACCUAAUUAUAAGAGUCGCGAAUGUAAACAGUAUACACACACUUGCUGAAUAAAUGAAGAGUCAGUCGUCGCUGAACUGUCACAGAUCGCACACUAAAGCUCAGAAGUGGUCGGACCUACCGAAGUGAUAAUUUCAAAAGAAAAAUAAAAAUCGGCAUUAAUGAAUUGUAAUCCUGGCAAUUACACAUUAAAAGAACUAAAAGCUCUGUGCGUACAAAACAAACUUAAAAGUAGUGGCACAAAAAUCGAAUUGAUUAAAAGACUUGAAAAUAUUAAAUUUGAUUGGUGCGCGCAUGAAAAAAAUAAAACAGCAAUGAAAAAAAUCAACGCCACAGAACAAACCGGUAAAAUAGACAGGGAUGAAAACAACGGCAACGGCGAAGAACAAAGUAGCGAAAACGAGAUAGCAAGAAGUAGCGACAACGACGGCGACACGAUGACGGCAACGGUUACACAUACAUACAAAGGAAUGCAAGAAACAGAAGGUUCGAGAAAAGUAACGGGAUCUUGCGAAAUAAAUGUUAACAACGAAAAUGAGAUCGUGCAAUGUUCUGAGAGGCAGAUGGUGAGCGCCAGCAACAAUGAGUCCAACAAAUGUUUAGCGAUCCCGAUGGCCAGCAACAAUGAUCCCGAGAUGCAAAUGGCUGGCAACAAGGAGUCACAACAAUGUUUUGGAAACCAAAUGAUGCGGAACAAUGUAACUAUCCAAGACAGCGAUAUUCAAAGAAUGGAAAAUGAGUUGAAAAUAUUGAAGCUGCAAAAUGAAAUCGACCAGUUAAAAAAUAAACAACAACGAAGUAACGACACAGACUCAAGCAUUUCUUUCGAAAUUUUAAAGGAGAUCGUUAAGAAAAAUUUCAAGGUCGGCGACGAGAUGAUGCGUGCGCUGAUUCACUACAAAGUUAAGGGCGAUGCUGAAAUAUGGCUGUAUUCAAGCACGAGCGCUACUAUGGACACAGCGGAUAAAAUGUUAAGCCACCUGGAGAAAAUGUUCGUAAUGUCCAAAGAAUCAAAGUUGAGUAUGCGGCAGAAGCUACAGAACUGCGUCUGGAUCAAAGGUGAGGAGUUCUCCAAGUACUACAACGAGAAGUGGCAGCUGGCGGAUAACUUAGCAAUGGCAGAAGAUGAAUUUUUGGAAUAUGUCAUUGACGGCAUACACGAUGUCAAUCUACGCAAUCUGGCUAAGUCGCGUUCGUUCAAGACCGGAUUGGAGCUUCUGGAGGCAUUCCGAAACGUUGAGUUGGGCUACGUUCCUAAGCCCAAGUUACCGGAAGACCGUAGAGCAGGAGAUUUUCAGAAGCCACGAGGUAAUGCAGAGUGCUACAAUUGCCACAGUCGGGGCCACCUGGCCAAAGAGUGCCGCAAGCCUAAGAGACAAGAUGGGGCUUGUUACGCAUGUGGCUUGCAAGGACAUGUUGCUAAGGAGUGCAACCAAUACAAGAAGUCGAAGGGCGGGGACAACGAUUAUGUAAGUUAUAUUGAAUUAACAUUUUGUACAAAGAAUAAUAGGCUGAACCCUAUGUUUAUAGAAUGUCUCAUAGAUUCUGGCAGCCCGAUAAGUAUUAUUAAAAAACGUUUUAUACCAAGUCAAAUUAAAAUGGAAAAGACUACUUCUUUAAGUUACGUUGGAUUAAAUUUAAGUAAAUUACUAAUACAUGGAAGCGUAAAAUGUUCAGUUAAAUUUUCAAAUAAAGAUACUCCUAUGUUAUUAUAUGUCGUGGAUGAUGAAUCUAUGGGAUAUGCUAUGUUAUUGGGAAGGGAUUUUUUAGCAAGAGUAAAGGCCAAAAUUGUAAUUGAUAAUGAACACGAAAAAAUAUCUGAAAUAAAAAAAGAUUCGAUAGUUGAAGAAAAUCAAAAUACAAAUAAAGAAUCUAAAAGUCAUUAUGAGACAAACGCAGACGAACAAAAUAAUUUUGAAAAACAACUAUUAUUAAUUGAUUACAAUGAUAAUGAAAAUGUAUAA
Molecule: messenger RNA, 2035 nt
Organism: Drosophila santomea
Lineage: Eukaryota; Metazoa; Arthropoda; Insecta; Diptera; Drosophilidae
Exons: 2
Coding region: 233-2035 (600 amino acids)
Molecular function (GO): zinc ion binding; nucleic acid binding
Source: RefSeq, a predicted model, not a curated record